Messenger RNA from Conger conger (European conger), 3675 nucleotides. It is a transcript of the gene tmem267, whose product is annotated as transmembrane protein 267. The record is from RefSeq and is a predicted model, not a curated record. NCBI's taxonomy places the organism in Eukaryota, Metazoa, Chordata, Actinopteri, Anguilliformes, Congridae. The transcript has 3 exons. The coding region runs from base 297 to 962 and encodes 221 amino acids.
UCCCGCUGUGUUAUGCCUACCCCCUAGAAGGGUCGUGUACGUCAAAGUACCCGGAUUCGUCGGUCUGGUCUAUUAUGUGAACGUCAUUGGUGCUCCGGCAACCUCCCUAGUCCCUUCGUGAUUACGCUAGCACCCGAGGGAGGCUUGCUGGAUGUCCAGACUGUACACUGAGAAGACCGACGUCGAGCAGGAGCCGAUACCUUUUGAAUGAUAAGAAUGUGGAAGUGCUGACCCUACAAUGGGUGAGUGCCACCGUGCGGUGAUCUGACGACAGACACGGACCCUCCUCUCUCAGCAUGGCUGUGACGGUGAACAUUGCUGCGGAGGCAGAGAAGGCCCAGGCCCUGCUGCAGACCUUCAGCACCGCCUCGGUGGUGGCCAGCACUGGCCUGGGCGUCUUCUGCUUCUUGGUGGACCGCUUCCUGCAGCUCUCCUUCCUCCAGAGCCAGGUUUGGCUGAGGGCUGGGGCGGACAGUGCUGUCCACGGCGCCAUCGGGCUGUGGUCCUGGGCCAUCGUCAUCGGGCUGAGGAAGAAGAGCGACCUGUGGGAAGUGGCGCUGGCUGGGCUCCUCGCCACAGUCAUCGACCUGGACCACUUCUACCUGGCCGGCUCGCUGUCACUCAAAGCGGCUCUGAAUCUGCCCCACCGGCCACCCCUGCAUUGCUCCACCCUAAUACCCGCCUUCUGCCUGUCCCUGAGGCUGCUGAUGUGGGCCUGCCGGCUGAAGGACUCCUGGUGCUUCCUGCCCUGGAUGGUCUUCAUCUCGGUGGCCUCUCACCACGUGCGGGACGGGGUGAGGCACGGCCUCUGGGUCUGCCCCUUUGGGAACACUGCUCCUGUGCCAUACUGGCUGUAUGUGGCCAUCACUGCCACCCUUCCCCACCUCUGCUCUGUGCUCAUGUACCUAACGGGCACCAGAGACAUGAUCUCCACCAAACACGGCAUCGCCAUCGAUGUCUGACGCCAUCCCUAUCUGACUGGUUGCCGGGGUGAUGUCUCAUAUGUUUGCCUCUGUUGAUGUCUAAUGCCUGUCCCCAGUUCUUCCCCAGGAAACCUUUCCUAGUUCCCCAUGGCUGAUAUUCCCUCCCCAGAAAACCUUUCCUAGUUCCCCAUGCCUGAUUUUCCCUCCCCAUAAAACCUUUCCUAGUUCCCCAUGGCUGAUAUUCCCUCCCCAGAAAACCUUUCCUGGUUCUCCAUGCCUGAUAUUCCCUCCCCAGAGAAUCUUUCCUAGUUCUCCAUGCCUGAUAUUCCCUCCCCAGAAAACCUUUCCUGGUUCUCCUUGCCUGAUUUUCCCUCCUGAAAAAACCUUUCCUGGUUCUCCUUGCCUGAUAUUCCCUCCCCAGAAAACCUUUCCUGGUUCUCCAUGCCUGAUGGUCCCUCCCCAGUUCUUGGAAUUGCAUAGCUUCUUUGUGAAUACAUUUAUAGUACCCUUUCUUUUAAUGUCACUCUGAAUGUUCCAGUUUCAGGUCAUAACUUGGGACCUGUAUGUUUCUGUCUGAUAUCGGAACACAUUUCAUGAGAAUCUUUUGCUUUCUGUGUGAUCUUAAAAAGCUCAAAGGGUCUUUUUAUAUGGGUUUGAGCGAUAUACAGAAUUAUUGGCACCCUUGAUAAAAAUGAAGAAGAAAGGCUGCAUUUAAUGAACAACACAGAUAAUAAUCUAUAUCAGGGGUUCCCAAUUCAUUUUCUGUCUGGUCCACUUUCUAGGAUUCAAGUGACUUGGUGGGCCAACACCGACCCCCUCACCCCUCCCUCAUUCAAAAUGCAGACAUGAUAGGCUACAUGAGUAGGGCGGAGUUCAUUUUGAACAAUUUGUCAAUUCUUUCCAGUUGCAUGAACACAUUCCUUUCAAGUACAAAUGUGACAUUCAAUAACCAUUUUAUACUGUAUUUUUAUACAAAGGAGCAUCAACUUUGCACAAUUAUAGUGUACUGCUGGACACAUUUCUAUGGAGGCCUAAACCUUCAUUAAAUAAACAAUAUAAUUGGCCAUGGCAGAGAAGCGCAACAGUCAUUUAACAAAAAUAAAGACAUACUUUUAUUUCAAUAGAUUUACUUUGUUUUUUUUAUUCAGUAAUCUUAUCAUUUCUGAAAAACAUAGGUGUCAAAAUUAUUGCCUACCCUAAUUAAUUACUGUAAAUAAAUUUGCAAUAUAACUAGUUCAUUUAGAGUUAAUCUCAGUCUAAAUUAACUAUAGUAUGUCAUUCCAUAUUUUGGUUCCAUCGCUAAAGUAGUAAAGCACACACUUUAUUUUCCAACAUGUGUAAAGUAUGUCAAUAUCUGUAUUAUUUUCUUGUUUACAGUAUUUUAUUUCUUACAUAUUUAUCAAGUAUCAAGUAUCAAGUCACUGUACUUCAGUAACUGUGUUCAAUAACUUUACUCAUUUCUUUUUCUUUUUUUGAGAGCAGUAACGAUCGUCGUCACCAAGUGGUGGCAUGCCUUUCUUUUAAGCUUUUAUUUAAUAAUACCUGAUGUGGUAGUCAACAUUCAAACUUAAGAGACAACGUGAAAUGCUUCCUGAAAAAGACCAAACCACACUUGGAUGUUGAUAAGGCAGCCAAUCAGCAGCAAGGUCGCACAAGGCAGCUUCCACAUGAUUGACAAACGCACAUCACAUGAUUCACAUAAGCUGUACUACCUUGUUGUAGUAAAAUGUGGUUGCUGAUUGGCUGCUUUUUGAACAUCCAAUGACAUCAGUGAUUUUUUUAUUUUUUUUUCUCUGGUAUUUCACGUUGUCUCUUAGGUUUGGAUGAUUACAACCGCAUUGGACAAGGACAAGGACAAGGACAAGACCGUAAGAUAGGCAAUACGCCACAUGGCAGCAAUGACUGUUACUGCGCUCAAAAAAUACUCAACAAUGACUAUCGCCCAGCCUUUUACAGGAGGUCAAUGCAGGGGUCCUGCCUUAUAAUGAUUGAGCCAAAAGAGGCAUCCCAUGCUAGAUUGUGUACACCCAACAUGAAUCAUGAAAACAAUGCUCUUUGCUCAUUGCUGUCUCCCUCAUCUGAUUAUCCUGCGAAAAAAGACCUCAAGUACCAUCUGAACAUUUUCUCGGCUUACAAAUUAUGACAAAUCAAACAAAAGUAAUAAAUCAUCGUUUACCUCAAUAAUGGAUAUGCCUGACUUAUACUUCUUCAUUAUACUGCUGCUAUUCUUUAAUUCAUAUUCAUUUUGAAGGGAAAUAGAGUUUGUACAAAUGAAUUUGUCUUUAUUAUCCAUAAUUUUAUUUUUAACAAGUGGAUCAGUUGUCCAUCUGUGAUAGAGUUGCAUAAAUUUGGAUCAAGGUUUUAAGCCUUAUAAAUACACUUUUGUAAGUAAACAUUUAAAAAGUAAAAGUUUUAAGCCUUAGUGUAAUACACACCUGCUCUGGGGAAAAAAACUCCUAUAAUUAAUAUCAACAAGGCAAUAUCCAACUUCAACCCCCAAGUAGUUUAUUCAUUUGAAAUGUUUUAUUUUGAUAUGAUAUAUUUUUGAUAUUGACACACUGAAUCUGUGAACUUGUAUUUUGCACAUAUUAUGUUUGCACUUCAUCUAAUAUUUAUGUAAGUUGUGUGUUUAGUUUUUUUGUUUUUUUACUACAUGUGCGUUCAUAUUGUAUCUUGUGAAGUAGUUGACAUUUAAAUUUUUAGAUAUUUAAGUGCAUUCAACUGUAAUAAAAAUACAAUUACCUUCCUGGAA